Molecule: messenger RNA, 2307 nt
Organism: Zingiber officinale
Lineage: Eukaryota; Viridiplantae; Streptophyta; Magnoliopsida; Zingiberales; Zingiberaceae
Product: membralin-like protein At1g60995
Exons: 14
Coding region: 32-2017 (661 amino acids)
Biological process (GO): positive regulation of ERAD pathway; response to endoplasmic reticulum stress
Cellular component (GO): endoplasmic reticulum
Source: RefSeq, a predicted model, not a curated record
ACUUGGAACUGAUUCGGAAGUCGAAUUGGGGAUGGAUCCGGAGCAGACGUACCUCCGAGUCCACGCCCGGUUGUCGGGGAUGCUCUCGCAGCUGCUCACUCCGGGGAUUCGCAUGGCACUCGAGUUCAUGUACUUUACCUUUGCCGUCGCAAUCUUCGUGCUUCUUUUCGUGAUGCACGCCAAUUUCGUCCAGCAGCCUGGUUGUGCAAGUGAGCUAUCUGGAGUCAAAUUUGGAGAAGCUCAACUAGUACAGAUCAAGAUAUCUACUGCAGGUCUUUGGACUCAGACCUCAUCUGGAUGGAAUAGUUUGGAGCUGCAGAGUGGAGUUCUUAGGGAUAAUACUGGCAGUACAGAUAUUGCUGCAGAUGGAUUCACUGUCUUAUCUACGAAGUUUUGGUCAAACUGGUUUGGUUCGGGCUCUCGAAGGAGCAAACUGAUUUUUAAAUCAUGGAAGAAUGACAAAGAGUUGCUUGUUCCUGCAGUGGAAAAAACAUCUGAUAUUACCAUUACUAAGACCAUUGAACACGAGACAAAUUCAAAAAGUGAGUCACCAAUUCUUCAAAUUGGACGCCCAAUCUCUAUCAGAGAAUUCAUCCUAGUAGAAGUGAAAGACUUCUCUAGUAAGUUGAAGAUACAAUUUAUUUCAUUUUUGAAAAGAGGAAAGGAGUUCCUAAUCUCUGCCAGUCAUUUAUGGAAACGUGCAGGGUGGUAUGCAUUUCUUGAUUUUCUUGAGUGUUUACGGCUACUUCGCUUUGAAGAUCUUAAGUCUUUGCCAGUUCAAUAUCUUGAGAAGAAAAGCAGAGCAAUUGAGCCAGCAUAUUUAUAUACAACAGAAAAGGGAUAUUUCCUGCUUCCUGAAGUAGCCAAAUCUCAUCACAACAUACAAACUGUCAACAUUACAAUAUCCGCUCAAAGCUCGUGCUUUGGGAACAGGUGGCAGCAACUUCUUAUCAACGUUUUUGUUGGUUAUGAUACUAUUUUGAUGAACACACUUCUAAGUUCUCCUGGGCACGGUUAUCUUUACAAUUAUCAAACAAAAGAGUUCUAUGAUCUUAGUUAUGGUCAGGAAGCAUCAAAUGGUCCUACACGAUUUGGAGAGUACUUCGUCACCAAAUGCGGCGUGCUCAUAAUGUCGUUGUUUGUAUUCUUUACCAUUACGAUGUCAGUUUCAUUUACUUUGAGGGAAACACAAUCUCGGAUGCUUAGAUUUACAGUCCAGCUUCAACACCAUGCUCGUAAUCACCUUCCGACAUUUCAGUUAAUUUUUGUGCAUGUAAUCGAGUCUUUGGUCUUUGUACCUAUUAUGAUUGGCAUCCUCUUUUUCCUAUUUGAGUUCUACGAUGACCAACUACUAGCAAUCUUGGUCUUAACUCUUGUGUGGCUGUGUGAGUUAUUUACGAUGAUCAGCGUGCGGACAACUAUAUCAAUGCAGUUCUUUCCUCGGUUUUUCUUGCUAUAUUUCCUCGUAUUUCACAUCUACUUCUUCUCUUAUCCUUAUGGUUUUUCUUAUGUGGCCUUUUCUGCAAUGGCAGCAUUUAUGCAACACUUGAUUCUUUACUUCUGGAACCGAUUUGAGGUCCCUGCCUUACAAAGAUUCAUGAGAACUCGCGCUCAGCUGCAGCAUCAAACUGGUGUUCAGAUCACAUCAUCUGCUAUUUACACUUCAACGUUUCACAUUGCACGAGUAAGCAUACCUAACCGCAAUCCGUUUGGGACCGAACCCACAAUUGCAACAGCCGAAACCCCUGCAAGGUCCGAUCAAGCCAGCGAGCUCGAUCCACCUGCCGUGCCCUUUGCAAACAAUGAGGCUCAAGAAGUUCCCAACCUUAACCCGCAUCAAAGAACUCAACCUCCGCCAAGGCCUACAAACUCUUUAGGGUCCCUUCUGCUCUCAUUGCUGGGCGGUGCACAUUCCGAAAGCCUAUUUUCCUUAUUUUCCCCAUCAAGAGAUUCCCAAAACCAGGGUCAAGUAUACACAGAGCAGACACCACAAGAGAACCAACCAUUGACGACCUGAAUUCUCGACGAAUGCCAACAAUGGCAAGUUGUGUUGGAAUUUUAUCGCAUCAGGAUCCCUUCCUAAGUUGAAGGCAUACAUGAACCAGGAGGAAAUAAUAGUCUUUGGCUUUUGAAGGCUUGACGUUCUUGAGUUAUAUUCAUGUAAAUAAUACAUCGGCUUUGUCAUGUAACUCUUCAUUGGGCCUAGUCUGCAAGUUAAAAAUUUCUUCUUUAUUUCUCCCUCCCUCCAUAUAAUGUAUUGACCUGGAAAUUAACUUGUUGAUUAAAUAUUUUGUCAUGUUUCAAAUA